AUGAUCAUCUUUUAGCUAAACUGUUAAUGUUUGCAAAACUGUGGGUAUGACUUCUAAUAAGCUGAAUUCUGCAAAAUUAACUGAACAAGUUUUGUUAAGAAUUUCCCCCUUUUGGGGCCCUUGUACCUGUUUAUUUGUUUUGCCUGACUUCAUGAUAUCUUUUUGAAGAAUUUUUACUUUGAGCUGUCAGAAUGCUUGAAAUUUUACAACACUUAUCACAACUACCAUAAAAUGAUAAAUGGCCAUAGAAACCUAUCAAGAAACAAGUGCUGAGAGAAGCAUUUUCUCCUUUUUACUGCAUUCCCUGUGUUCAAGUGCUUCCUUUUAGAGUCACGACAGUAAAUCAAUUUGCUAUUUGGAUUGUUUUGACAUAUUAAGUCUAGUUGUAGAAGAAGAGUUUUACUAGAGGAACAAGGGUUAGCAGCCUAAUAAAUAAUAUAAUUUUCAUGGUGAUCUCUGCAGUUCUGAUAGUGAUAUAAACAUAUUAUACAAGAAGGUACGACAUAAACCAAUAUAUAGUAUUGGAAAGGAUGUUCUGUGUCAUAAUGGACAAAUCGUUACUGUAACAUUAGAUGUCUCCACAAUACUGAAAUUUUCGCUGAACAGACAGAAUGAACAAAGAAUCGGAUUACAGAAUUGUCAGUAUAGCCAGAAGAACAGAGGGCCGGGCUGACUCUGUUGAGGAAGAAGGAAUCAGAUUGAUGGAUGUUCGGAGAUUGAGGAAUAAAAAGCACAGAAUCAAGCUACACAGAGAAAAGCUACGUAAGCCCUCACUGGUGGACAGUUAUUGCACAGACGAUGAGAGUGUACCGAGCUCCCGGCGUUAUUCCAACACCACCUUCCCUUUGUUCUCAAACUUGUCAGAUGAUGAGGUUAUUCUGUCUCACAGUCAGGAAACAGGAAGUGGGCUAAAGGUCUCCCAUUCCGCUCCGUCAUGUCGUUUACUCGUAGAAGACACCGACGAUGCCCAAAGGGAAUUUUUUCCAUUUGUACACCUCCCUUUGGAUUGCAAGCUAAAGAUUUUGUCGUAUCUGAGCUCAAUCGAAAAAGGCCGCAGCAUGCGAGUGUGCAAAGAGUGGUGCCAUAUUCUGAGAACGCCAAGCUUAUGGAUCAACAUAGUAUUGUGGGACUUUCCGCUAACUUGUGUUCCAAUGGCGACAUCAUCAAGGGGAGGUAACCAUAGCAAUGGAGAUUGUUACACCUGUUACAAGAGGCGAGUUCAUGGUUUUGCUUGCUUUUUGAUGAAAAUCAGGCCUCUGAUCAGAAGGUUAGAGUUCAAGUUUGACAUCUAUCCAGACUCUGAUGGGUAUUUGGAAAUGCUCAAGAACCUGCUGCGCUGCAUUUCAUUUCGGGAAAUCAGAUACAUGAUGUUCAACUGGAAGGAUACCCCAGCACGACCCUUUUGGCUUGAAGAUUUGAAAAAAUGCCGAUGUCAAGAUGUUUUGUACUCUUGCAAGCUGAGAGCCAGACAGUGUAUCUAUUUCUUUGAUGAUCUCUCCAGACAUCUUACAAAAGUUGAGACUUUGAUACUGCCUUUUGAUUGGUCCUGUAACAAAAACGUGGAAAAUCUUGUGAGAUUGAAGACUUUAAAAACUCUUGUAUUGGAGAAGAGUAGUGUCUUCCAGUCCGUGGCUCAGUCCCGACUGGAUAGAGUCCUUUCAGGUCUCCCCAAUCUCCGUCAGCUGAUGCUUGAGAUCUGGGCUCCGAGCGGGGUAACUAUGUGUAAAUACGAGCUCAACUCCAAAUCAAUGGAGUUCCUUGACGUUUCACAGAGCCGAGGAUUUUAUCUCAGAUCUCUAAACAUGCCGAGUUUGAGACGUUUCCGCGUAGCCCGACAUCCAUGGAACGGGCCUAUGGUAUUUUCGGCUCAUCUUAACAUACCCUGUCUAUAUGAAGUGUUGCGCAAUGGAGCUCCAAAUCUUUCGAUCUUGAACGACCAUUAUCUGAUGGAGGAUUGGAAAGAUGCAUGUUAUCCACGACUGGAAGAGGUUUUGAAGUCAGUCUGUUCAUGUCGAAAGCACAAAACUGGAUGGAUGAUGUGAAUGCAUAGUGUAUACAUACAAGUAACUACUGAAACGACUGGAAGAGGUUUUGAAGUCAGUCUGUUCAUGUCGAAAGCACAAAACUGGAUGGAUGAUGUGAAUGCAUAGUGUAUACAUACAAGUAACUACUGAAAUGUUAUGGUCUCAAUGAUUCCGUUGGUUGUUCAUGUUGUUUUACAUAUAUUUGUAAUAUGUAUUCAUUUUGCUUUUUAGAUGAGAAUGAAAUAGAGAAAAUGAUAUUAUAUAAAUAGUGCAUGUUUGGGAGGGUAAAAGUUGAAAUUGACACCCCGAGAAAACCAUUGUCAACCGACGCGAAGCGGAGGUUGACAAUGGUUUUCGAGGGGUGUCAAUUUAAACUGUUAUCCUCCCAAACAGGCACUAUUUAUUUUGUUAUACUGAAUGUCUUAAUUUUUAAGAAAAUUUUACUGCUUUUAUAGCAGAAUAACGUAAAUUCUACAGCGAACCGUACGCGCAUAAUUUUCGCGCAUGCAACAUUUUUUAAUGUUACCCGUUGCUAAGUGCGUUGCUAACGCUGAGGGUAAUAGAAAAUAUUAUUAACUGCCUCUUGACCAAUCAGAUUUCAGUAUUUAACAUGAAAGUAUAACAAUAUUGUUUGAUUCAUUCCCUUUGUGAUUGAGAUUUUAAAGCACUGCUUAGAUUACUAUGCACAUUCAUUGUAUUUUUUAGAUUGUAAAUGUAAUCAUGAUAUCAUCUUUAUACUGUACAUGCAAAUGCAUGUAUAAUAUUUUAAUAUCAGGAUAUUAACCAUAUGUUGGUUGGAAGUGAUUGAAAUUUUUGAUAAACUGUGAUGUCGCCUUCAGAAGUGCCAUUCUUUCAGUAUGUCAGGUAUAUAUAAUGUGUCAAGUCAAGCUGAUCAACGACUCCAAUGUUAACAGCUUCAAAAGAUUUUGAUUCUUUGAAAACAGUGCUUGAUUUUUUUUUAAGCUUUGUGUAAAUGGCAGUAACUCAGCGACUGUAAACCAAUUUAUUUUUUUUACAAAUUUUAUUGGCAAAGUUUGAGUUAUAGACUGUUUAUAAUGGCAUUAAGUUGUUGUUUUUUCUUAGAGGCAGUCAUGUUUGUUAAUUAUGUUAACUUUGUUAGAGGACACAUGCAAGCUUUGUGAGAUGCGAGUUGCAGAAAUCAAACUUGGUAGAUGGUUCUUUUUUAAUAUAUAUAAGUGACUAGAUAGACUUUCUUUGUUUUUGAGGCAAUUUUUCACUAGUCACCCUUGUAGUACAUGUAUUGACACACUUCCAAUUCUGUCUGUACGUUAUCGUACACUGUCAAAUUGGCCAGCAAAACUUGACCAUAACAAAGUCCCAAUUAUAAUCAAUAUGUUCAUAGACCUAUAUACAUGUACAUUUAUGCACCAGGUGUAGGUGUUUUGCAAUUUCAUUAAUACUUUUUAAAUGAGCAGUUGUUUAUUUAGUGCUAAUCAUCUAACAAUAAUUAUCAAAGUGAAAAUAUUUUUGGUAAAGAUAUUCAUUUUUCACACAGGGUUUCAUUUUUCAAUAAUUUUUUACAUUCUAUAACAAUACAUUUUUACUUUACAGACCAUGUUAUGAUUGUAAUACAUCUAUUUUUUGUUUGUUGGGGAGGAGAAUGAGGUUCAUAUAUAUAUAUGAACGGCCAUCAGGCAUCCAGAGAACCAGGUCACAGAAAUCAAAAUCUAUUUCUGUCUCAAUACUUUUCUAUGAAUUAUAUUGUUAAUAAAAUUUCUGAAGAAAAU
Messenger RNA from Magallana angulata, 3772 nucleotides. RefSeq lists its product as uncharacterized. The record is from RefSeq and is a predicted model, not a curated record. Gene Ontology annotation, biological process: SCF-dependent proteasomal ubiquitin-dependent protein catabolic process; protein polyubiquitination. Gene Ontology annotation, cellular component: SCF ubiquitin ligase complex. Lineage: Eukaryota; Metazoa; Mollusca; Bivalvia; Ostreida; Ostreidae. Gene Ontology annotation, molecular function: protein binding. The transcript has 3 exons. Bases 612 to 2042 code for a protein of 476 amino acids.